This is a messenger RNA of Leptonychotes weddellii (Weddell seal), 7624 nucleotides long. NCBI's taxonomy places the organism in Eukaryota, Metazoa, Chordata, Mammalia, Carnivora, Phocidae. The record is from RefSeq and is a predicted model, not a curated record.
GGGACAGCCCAGGACAGGGGCCAGCCCAGGCAGGGAAGUCUGCCCACUAGCCGGCACCUCCCACAUGCAAUCAUGUCCUCGUAAACCUGGUAUAGAAAUCGAUGAUGGUGUCUGGAAUGCUCAUCAGUGUUUCUCCUCUGUUCUCAGACACCCUCUCACCAGCUUCGAGCCCCUCGUCGGUCACUUACCCGGUGGCUCCCGGUAGUGUUGAUGAACCUUCCAGCAUAGCCUUGAACAUUGAAUGUAGAAUCUGUGGGGACAAAGCCUCAGGCUACCAUUACGGAGUUCACGCGUGUGAAGGCUGCAAGGGUUUCUUCCGGAGAACCAUCCGGCUGAAGCUGGCCUAUGACAAAUGUGACCGCAGCUGCAAGAUUCAGAAAAAGAACCGGAAUAAGUGUCAAUACUGUCGUUUCCACAAGUGCCUUUCGGCCGGGAUGUCCCAUAACGCAAUUCGCUUUGGACGCAUGCCAAGAUCUGAAAAAGCAAAACUGAAAGCGGAAAUUCUCACCUGUGAACAUGACCCAGAAGAUGCAGAAACGGCAGAUCUGAAGUCCCUCGCCAAGAGAAUUUACGAGGCCUACCUCAAGAACUUCAACAUGAACAAGGUCAAGGCCCGGGUCAUCCUCGCAGGGAAGGCCAGCAAUAACCCGCCCUUUGUCAUCCACGACAUGGAGACAUUGUGUAUGGCUGAGAAGACUCUGGUGGCCAAGUUGGUGGCCAACGGCAUCCAGAACAAGGAGGCGGAAGUCCGCAUCUUCCACUGCUGCCAGUGCACGUCCGUGGAGACCGUCACCGAGCUCACCGAGUUCGCCAAGUCCAUCCCUGGCUUCGCCAACUUGGACUUGAAUGAUCAGGUCACUUUGCUGAAAUACGGAGUUUAUGAGGCCAUAUUUGCCAUGCUGUCUUCUGUGAUGAAUAAAGACGGGAUGCUGGUAGCAUAUGGAAAUGGUUUUAUAACUCGUGAAUUCCUAAAGAGCCUAAGGAAACCGUUUUGUGAUAUCAUGGAACCUAAGUUUGAUUUUGCAAUGAAGUUCAACGCGCUAGAGCUGGACGACAGUGAUAUCUCCCUUUUUGUGGCUGCUAUAAUUUGCUGUGGAGAUCGUCCCGGCCUUCUAAACGUGGGACACAUUGAAAAAAUGCAGGAGGGCAUUGUGCACGUGCUCAAACUUCACUUGCAGACCAACCACCCAGACAACACCUUCCUCUUCCCAAAACUCCUUCAAAAAAUGGCAGACCUCCGGCAGCUCGUCACAGAGCACGCGCAGCUCGUGCAGGUCAUCAAAAAGACGGAGUCUGACGCCGCCCUGCACCCGCUGCUGCAAGAAAUCUACAGGGACAUGUACUGAGGGCUUGAAAGUGAAACACACAAGCCACGUGCCAAGGACUUCUAAAGUCAACAGCACUACAGAUGGGAAACGGGAGCAACAUCGCUUUGCACAAAUUCCACCAUUUUCACCUCAGAGAAUGGGACGGAUGAGCCCUAGGUAACUGGAACCCUAGACCACAUUUCUUUCUUUUUCACACCAGUACUUCUGAGAACGUGCAAAGUAUUAAAAUGCUGGUGACAGGUAGCUGAUAGGCAGUUCUUAGAAAAUUAAGGGGAAUGAUGCCCAGCGGUCUGAUUUUAACUCACCUGAUAUUAAUCGAUGCAGAUUUCUUGAUAUCACAUGAGUAACAUAGCGCUGAAUUAACUGGUGACCUCGAAAUACGUGGUCUGUCUUCGCCUUUUGCUGCCUUUUGACUGUUGCGCUCCCUUAUCAUUUUAAAAACUAAUCAGCACUUUUUAACUUUUAUAAUCCUGUAAAUCUAGAUGAAUCCAAAGGUUAGGUGUUUUUAAAAAACAGCAAAAUAUUUAUUGGGAAGACUCUAAUUCUGUUUCCUGAAUUUGAAGACAGACAACGUGCUGUUUCUUAAUCAUAGGAUUUAAAAUUUCAGAGGAUUCUUUGAUAAGCUAUCCAAACACAGCAGUCGGUUGGUUUUCACUGUGUUCGUGGUUGUGACUUAAUAGGGCGGAAGGGCCUGUUUCCAGGUUUGUAUAGAAGAUCCCAGAAAGCCGCAUCUCAAGACUCCCCCUGGACUCGAUGCUCUGCCUGUUUCAAGCUGGCAUCUGGAGUCAGCAGGAGCAAGACAAACGGAAACCUCAAAGAUCAUUUCUCAACCCGGUCUGGUUAUGAAAGCAGUGUUGAUAGUGGUUUUCGUCCCAGAGCAUAUGGACCUGGAAAGACUCUUUCUGUCCACCGUGGUACGUAAAUGUCCUGUCAGGGGAUUUACAGCAGCCCCGCCCUCCAGGCCAGCCCGACCUGAGCUGACACCUCUGCAGGGGUGUCACUAGCCACCUGCCCCUGACCCCCUGCCUCAUGGCAGCUCGUCGUAGCACCUGGUUGUGCCUUCGGCACCCCUCCCCCUCCGUCUCUAGAAAACGUGGCUCUAGAAGGUCGCUAUACUUGCUCUGGAAGAAUGAUUAGGAUUGAAAUUGAUAAAGUUCCCAAGGUCAGCAUCAUGGAAAUUCAACAGGAGAGAGAACGAUAAAACUGUAAGGUUUCAACUAGAAAAGGCGAACACAUGUGCCCGUGCAAACGGGCACAUCCUCCUCAAAAUUAAACCUUAGUGGUAGUUUUCAUUUUUAUUUUGUUGAGAGAGCCAAUCAAAGGAUCUGUUGGAAGCAGAUAAAAGUAUUUCCACGUAUGAAUGAUACCUGUCCAGAGGUCAUCCCAAGUCAGAGGGCACGCACAUCCAUGUGGGCCUUCUUCCCUAAGACAAGGCCCCUCGGGCUGGUGCCACGUCUGUGUUGCCUCUGUCGACCACUGGCCUCUCUUCUCAGGUGUCCCAGGUAGAUGCCAUUGGCGGACGUGGCCUCAGAAAGGGACCCUCAAGACCCAGGCUUUCAGAAAAGUCACUCGCUCUGGUUCUGUUCUCAUAAAACUUAUUUUUAAAAGCUCUUUAUUUCAUGCAUUCUGCCGCCGAAGUCACCGGGUUCUGUACUGCUAGUGUUAGUGAGCCUUUGGCUCUCUUGGGGCCCGGCUAGACUCCCAGCGAUGUUCCCGGUGAGGCCACGAAGGAGGCUGCAGAGAGCGCAGCUCGAAAGUCACUUGAAUUCGUUCACUGGUACCGAUGGGAAGAAAAUCACAGAUUCCCGUUCAUUUUAAGUAACAGUCACUGAUUGCCACGCAGAAUGUUCGGGCCAUCUAAUCAAAGAUUUCUCAGUCCACCGACAGAUACGGACAAAUUAUUCGCCCGUUCAGAAUACUGUCGCAUUUCCAGUAGGGACUCGUUAAAGCGCAUUUAUUGCCUGCUGGAUUUCAGCAGACGUCAGCAUGAAGUGGGGUAGAUGUGACAGAACAGGUUCGAGAAGCCUCAGACCAGAGCACGGAGCCCCUCCUCUGCUGGGGAACUCGGCCCGCGGUGCAGCUCCCCUCACUACCACCUUGAUGCCCUUCGGCAAGUCACUGUUUGUAGCCACAAGUGCCACAUGCCUCAGAGACCACAAAAUUACAACCAGCCUUUGUCUGCAGGGCUGACAAGGAACGAAUCCUGAACUCAGCAGGCAGCUCCAGCUCCGGAGCUGGCCUGGCCCGCUCUCCCCAGUCCCACAGCGUCCCUCCCUUUCGUCCUCCCGGGCAUUUCCAGCUGGGUGUCCCACACACGGAAUCCUGCCCCUGCCACCUUGAGGGCUGCACACACCAGUGGCCGUUUUGGGGAAGCCCAGCAUCAUCAAAACCAGGAUGCUGGCAACUGCAUCAGCACAAGUGAGAGGCAGGGACAGUGUGGGAAUCAUCAAAGCGCCAGUGAGCCGCUUUCUUCCCGCCUUGCUCUCGAGUUUCCCUGUGGCCUUCCUGUAACUCUCGGAUGAGAUGCACUCCAAGCAUCUCCCUAAAGAGUAGGUGUACAUAUGUCAAUAAGAAUGUGAAGUCCAGGAGAAGAACCUUGGUGCAUGGUGCAUUCAGGAAUGCUUGUGAGAGCUAUCCUUGUUUUAAAGGGACUCUUCAUUUUAAGAGCAAGCAUGUAUCUUUCUGCAUUUCGGAUGCAUUUCUUACACUGGGCCAUCUGAAACUCUAAGGGAGCGAACAGCCUCAAGGAUCAUGUGGGGGUUCCAGAGACAGGACAGCGUCCUAAGAUCUGAGCAGAAGCUCAAGGCACAAGUAAAAUCCUUUGUUUAAUGUGCGAUAAGUAGAUUAUUAAUUUAGCAACUACUGUUUCCCCAAAUCUACAGCAUAACAGCUACCUCAAUAUGAUACAUCAAAAGGCACAGUUAAAAUUAAGGUACACGAAACACUCGGGGUCCUUUUGGAGCACCUACAGUCAGAUCAUUUAUGAGUAAGAUUCAGAAGUUACACACCUUUGCUUGAUUGCACGCUGAGAGGCAGAAGGUCAUGUGACUUCUUAAAGGCACUUCGGUUGAGCCUCCAAGAUACACAUGUGCAGAAGUUGCUGCCCCCAGUUUGGGUGAGUUGGAGCAUGACCCAGGUCUGGAAGUGGGAACAGUCACUGGCCGCAGUGACCCGCCCUGUGGAGGGCCUCCCCUGCUCCUCGGCUGCACCUGCUGGCUGAGGCAGCCUGCUCAGGGAGAGACCCUGCCAGAUGAGGCUGGAAGCAGAUGCCUCCGGGCCGACUUAGCCGGGCUGUGACUUUUCAAGGCGCACUUGGGCCUCCUUGCUGCUUCUGGGCACUUCCUUCCUCGUGCUCCCUUCUUCAAGCCACAGCAGCACCAAGCACAUUUGAUACCUAGCCACUGCAUACACGAUGGAGGGUGGUUUUUUGAUUUGUUUUUGUCUCGACCCAGUGGCCACACCCGUCUCUGGAAUGUCUUACAAAUGCCUGUUUCAAGAGGGGUACACUGUUUUGACCAACCUGCACUGCAGGUGUUCCUGGAGGGGUCACUUACUGAAAGCCUUUAAGUUCACAGCAGUGUGUCCAUUCAGGAUGGCAAGGACAUCCCACUGUCUGUGGAAGUCACCAGCUACGAUCGGUGCCAGCCACCGAGGGCUUACUGAUUAUUAAGUGUCCGUGGAAGUUUCUUCCCACGUACCCAGUCUUUAUAGCACGGGCACAGCCCAGCACCGGGUGACUUCAAAGCCAGGCUCUCUGUACUUGUUCUUCUCCUUUUAAAAAAAAGUGGCCCAGCUUCUCUUAACUCUUGGUCCAAGCUGAUGUAUAGGGUUCCCCCUGGGAUUAAGGAUUCUUGCCAGGCUCCAAAGGUUGAGUCUACAUUUUUUGCUGGGAUAUAUAUAUGCCAUUUUAACACAAUUCAGGAAAAUGGUCAUUGACCCCCAGCCUGUGACACACACCAGAGUAAGGAUAAAGGCAGUGAACUUUCCUCUGACUCAGGAUAGAGGAGAUCCAUUACAUUUCUCUGGAAACCACAAUGCAAAUUAGAGGGGAUAUUGAAAGUUGAAAAGACAAUGAGUCUUCAUGCGUUAGUUUAAAGAAUUACAGAAUUCUUUCCGUGAUGCUGUUUUGUGGAGUGCAGCUGGGUGUCUUAAUACUUCCAUGGAGUGGGCUGAAGCUCAUAAAGGCUGUGGGUGUGGCCCACGUAUCCGGACAGCAACUGAGAGGCUAGCAGCCUGAGGCCUGGGACACCUUCUCAGGUCUAGCAUGGGGCUUUCAGCAGACCAUUUGCUUUUCAACAUUUCAGGCUGAGACAAAGACAAGUGUCACCGUGUAACUACCCCACCUCGGGAAAACGGGGGUGGGGAGGACGGGGACCAUAUAAUGUGGCUCAGCUGAAAUACAUACAGCCACAUCCUUUUGGAAUUCCUUGCCAAACAGAACAGACCAAACUGCACCCAUGUUCAAUGUCACGUCUUGAUUGAAGCAAUGGAGAAUGUCAAGAACUCCAGUGGCCCCCUAGCUGUUCAAUGCCUUAUUUGCCAAAAAAAAAAAAGAAAAACCACUAAGAAACUUUUUUUCUUUUAACAUCAGAGAUAGGGUUAAGACCUGGAUCAGGUUUUUUUAAUUUAAAAUGUUUGCUAUUUUGGGUCAAAUGUGAAGAACUUCCCCAAGUGCUUCUCUGGAGAAGGAAUAUACUAGCCUCCUCCUCCCUUACCCUUCUCCCCACACCCAACAUCUAAACUUUGCUAAUUCGACAAACUGCGGCACCAUGGAGACCAGUGCAGGGACCCGCCCUCCACCAUGAGCCCGGAGGUGAGGGCUCUUGCCCCCAGGGGGGUCCUCCGGCCUCAGCAUGGCCUCCUCAGGGCAGGGAGGUCAAGCUUCGGGCCCUGAAGACAAGUGAGUGACCGAUCUUUCCAAAGUAAAAUCAUUCACUUUUGGAAACUAUCUUCUCUUUUUAAAAGCACAGACAGUCUGUUCCUUUUAUUCAGGCCUAAAAAACAAAGGAAAAAAAAAAAAGUACCUCACAAUAGAUGAAUACCACUCAGUACCCUUUCCAGUAAGGUCACAGUAUUUGUGUUUGUCAUUUUUCCUACACUGUAUGGUAAAAUGAACUAUGUUAAUAGCUAUAUCUUAAAUACUGUGAUUCAAGUUUAAGAAAAAUUUUAGUGUAUUUUACUAACUUACAAUCAUGCAUCUAAUAACAAAGAUUUGGAUUCUUUUGAAAUCAGUAUUAGUUGACACACACUCUUAGUAGCCUGGCUCAUGGAACCUACUGGAAACACAAAGGAUGCUGGAAUAUAACUGACAUACAGUUGCACACACAUGUGCACACACACACAGCUUUUUGUCUCUCCCAAGCCAUGCAGAAUUUUAUUUCCCCGUGUAAAUCUGUUCCCUUCGUCAUGAGUCACAUGCGAGUACAAGCGAGUUUGUUUUCACCGUCUCUUCUGGCAAGGGGGCCAGAGACCCAGGUCCAGAGUCACUUACUGCUCCCAGCAGUGUCCUGCUGAAGACCUGAACUAUUCCUGGGUCGUGGGUCACGGUCUGUUCUUCAGGAAAUUAUUACCUGUGGGUUAUUACCAAAGCACUCAGGCAAUCUGAAAUCUUCGGGUGGGAUAUUUGCACCGCUGGUUCUCUGGCAGCCCCCAGAUGGCCCAGCCCGAAGCAUACAAUGGAAACCACAGACCCCGUGAGGCUCCUGUGGGUCGUUCGCAGUAUCUCGGCAGAACUUCUUGAUGUCCACAGGGCCAUGGCACUGAGAGUGUCUGACUGACACAUGUCAGAACAUCAGAUGGAUGCCGAUUUCCAAAGCAAGACUGAGCUUGGUUUCUUGGUGUGUUUGUUACCACUCUGGUGCCUUAUACUCUCCCAAGUAUUCAGGGGCUGACAGACCCCUCGUCUUCAUACUAAACAGGAGCAGUUCCAAAGCAGAUCUUUUAGAGCAGGUUCUGGGGUUCUCUCUCUGGGUCUGGAGAGGAGGGCAUCCAUCCAGGGCCUCAGGGAACAGGGGUGUGCACAGAAGAGCAAAUGGAAUCUUCCGAGUCACAUUAACCAAUAGCGGUUCCAAGCAAUUAGAAAAUGACUGUAACUUUAAUUUUUAAAAAAUCUUCGGUCUUAUUCUGUUUCCUGCUAGGAGAUUGAAUUGAUCACGUAUGUUGAUUAAUAUCCUGAAUUUAUGGGAAUGUACAGGUUUGGAAUGUCCUACUGUAAGACUGAUGAAUGUAAGGAGUUAAUUUCAGGGUAUAGUGUUGCCUUAAUGGUUUUAAAAAAUAAAACUCUUUUUUAAAAUUGG